Cololabis saira (Pacific saury) is the source of this 2136-nucleotide messenger RNA. It is a transcript of the gene rsph10b, whose product is annotated as radial spoke head 10 homolog B. The record is from RefSeq and is a predicted model, not a curated record. The transcript is spliced from 17 exons. NCBI's taxonomy places the organism in Eukaryota, Metazoa, Chordata, Actinopteri, Beloniformes, Belonidae. The coding region runs from base 19 to 2136 and encodes 705 amino acids.
AAAAAAAGGAUAGCAUAGAUGGCAAUGAUGACAGAAGAAAGCAAACUUGUGGCGGAAACCGAGCAGCCUGAAAACGACAACAUUUCACACCUCCCCGCACUUAUUCGCCUGGAAGUACGAAGAUAUGAAGGGGAAACGUGUGAAGGCCAGUAUCAUGGAGAAGGUUUUGCGCUUUUUAAAGGUGACCAUAUUUACAAGGGAAUGUUUUCCAAAGGACUUAUGAAAGGAUUUGGUGUCUUCACUGAGGCGUCUGGGCUGAAGUAUGAGGGGGAGUUUGUGUGCAACAUGCCAAUGGGCCAGGGGACAUUCACCUGGCCAGAUGGCAGCACAUAUACAGGAGAAAUCCACAGAGGUACACGACAUGGGAUGGGAACCUACAAAUGUGCCAAAAGUGGGGUGUGUUACAUAGGACAGUGGUAUCAAGGCAAGAGACAUGGAAAGGGUAUAGUCUAUUACAGUGGGGAUCAGACUUCUUGGUAUAAAGGGGACUGGGUGAUGAACAACAGAGAAGGUUGGGGAGAGAGAUGCUACCCUUCUGGUAACUUUUACUCUGGUGAGUGGAAGAAUAACCUGAGACAUGGAGAAGGCACCAUGACCUGGCAGGAACUGAGACAGCAGUAUCUUGGUGAAUGGGAAGAAGGAGUCCAGCAUGGUCGAGGCACACACGUCUGGAUCUUAAGGCGAACAUAUGAAUCACAUUUUUCCCAGAGCAACCGUUACAAGGGGGAUUUCUUCCAGGGUCAAAGGCAUGGAGAAGGAAUCUUUUAUUAUGCCGGUGGUGCAAUCUAUGAAGGAUGGUGGAAGAAAAAUGAAAAGCAUGGGCAGGGCAAAUUUACUUUCAAGGAUGGUCGUGUCUUUCAAGGAGAGUUCUUGGAUGAUCGGAUGAUGACACCUGACAUUAAAACAUUAUAUACAUUUUUUCGGUCAGACAGUGGCUCAUCUAUACUAGGACCGGACAAGGCUCUCAACAUCGAAUGUGUUCUGGAGAAAGUCCCAGAGAGCAAGCGUGACACAGAGAGCAAACAGGUGCAGUUUGUGGUUCUGCAGCACGAAGUACAGCUGAGGUACAUUUAUGAUUUCUACAGCAGACUCGGAUCUUCCCAGUCCCCAGACAACACUUUCCUGCUGUACCGCCUGCCAUUCUGGCGCCUGUUAAAAGACAGUAACAUCCACCAUCACGGUGUUACUCUGACACAGAUAGAUCAUUUUAUCAGAGGUAAAAUCCUCACUACUAAUUAUUCAACUCUAAUACGCAAGAUUCACUUUCCUUUCACCCCCAUACUGUUCCGCACACUCCUCAGCUAUCUGGUGAUUGUGGCCUACUUCAUCUACAGUAAAGACGUGGAGUCGCAGGAGAACGUUCUGGCCACCUGUCUAUCUAAGCUGUUGAUAGAAGACAUCCUUCCAAAUGCUCAAAAUGUGAAAGGCUUCCUAUUUAGGCAGCCAGACUUUGCCGUUGUGGCCAUGAAGUACAUGAAGAAGUGCUGGGGAAUCUAUCAGGUUUUCUGCAGGCUCAGGACCACUCACAAAGAUGACGUGACCAUGACCUGCCGACACCUGUUGUGGAUGUUCAAGGAUCUCUGUCUGCUGGACCAAAAGAUGACCACAGCAAGAUUAUUGGAGAUCAUCGCAGCUGAGACCAGUGAGCCCGAAAACCUGACUGCUUGUCUGGAUCUGGAGAUCACAUUCCUGGAGUUUUUUGAGGUACUGUUGGGCUGUGCUGAAGUGAAAUGUCCCCAGGAUUCUGAUGUGGAGGGGGACCGGUCCUUGCACAAGUGUGACAGCAAGGGUGAGAGUGAUCUGUGUGAGGUGGAGGCCAGAGAGAGAGAGAUCCAAACCAACAGCCAUGACCAAUCAGUCAGUCCCUCUUUCCAGAUGGGACAUUCUACUGACCAGGACCUGGUCAGAGUUGAAGACCAUGAGACACCUCAAUCUACAGAGGAAACAGAAGAACCAGGACAUCAAGUAAAGGAUACAAAAACCAGCAGAAUGGAAAUCAAAGACCGAGAAGUGACGCUUAGGACUCAGGAAAUGCAUCAGUUCUUUAACAACCAUUUCUUCCCAGCAUUUGAGCACCACCAGCUAACAGUUGAGGAGAAACUACUCCAGGACCAACGAUGCAAAAAGACACAAUAA